Molecule: messenger RNA, 1101 nt
Organism: Penicillium mononematosum
Lineage: Eukaryota; Fungi; Ascomycota; Eurotiomycetes; Eurotiales; Aspergillaceae
Product: sugar porter family MFS transporter
Exons: 3
Coding region: 1-1101 (366 amino acids)
Biological process (GO): transmembrane transport; carbohydrate transport
Cellular component (GO): membrane
Molecular function (GO): carbohydrate:proton symporter activity
Source: RefSeq, a predicted model, not a curated record
AUGGGCUUCGUCAAUUUCAAGAACUACCGGGUUUACAUCCUGACCUCGGUGGCCUAUCUGGGCUCCCUACUCUUCGGUUAUGACACGGGUGUUAUGGGCUCAGUCCUGGCUCUUUCGAGUUUCAAAAAGGACUUCGGCCUACCCUUAGAGUCAUCUGGAUUCAGCGACGAGAAGAACGCCCAAAUCUCCUCCAAUGUGGUCUCGCUACUCACAGCAGGAUGUUUCUUCGGAUCUAUCUUCGCUGCUUACAUGAACGACAGACUGGGCCGUCGAUACUCGCUGAUGAUCUUUGCCCUGAUCUUCCUGGUCGGAGCAGCAGUCCAAGUUGCAGCUCACCAUGAAAUUGGCAUGAUCUAUGGCGGACGCGUCAUCGCCGGUUUUGGUAUCGGUGGUAUGUCCAGUAUCACCCCAGUCUUUGUCAGUGAGAACUGCCCCCCUGCAACCCGAGGCCGUGUUGCCGGCCUCUUCCAGGAGUUCCUGGUUAUCGGUAGUACGUUCGCCUACUGGUUGAACUACGGCGUUUCGCUCCAUGUUCCCGAGGGUACGAGCCAAUGGCGUAUUCCAGUUGGCAUCCAGCUUGUCCCCGGUGGUCUGAUGCUCAUCGGACUGUUCUUCCUCAAGGAAUCUCCUCGUUGGUUGAUGACGAAGGGCCGUCGUGACGAGGCACUCCAGUCCCUUGUUUACAUUCGCAACGAGCCUGAAACCAGUGAGGCUAUUCAAGUCGAGUUCGCUGAAAUCUCGGCUGCUAUCCACGAAGAAAUGCAGGCUACUGAGGGUCUGACGUGGAAGGAAUGUCUGAAGCCGAGCAACCGAUACCGCUUUUUCCUCGCCUUCGUCCUCAUGUUCUGGCAGCAGUUUUCAGGAACAAACAGCAUUGGAUACUAUGCUCCUCAGAUCUUUGCAAGCGUCGGAUUGAGCAAAACAGACUCCUCGUUGUUCGCCACUGGUAUCUACGGAACAGUCAAGGUGGUUGCGACUGCUAUCUUCCUGGUCGUUGGUAUCGAUCGCUGGGGCCGAAAGAAGAGUUUGAUUGGUGGUGCUGCCUGGAUGGCUAGCAUGAUGUUCAUCAUUGGAGCAGUCCUGGCCACCAAUCCCCCCUGA